AUGUAUCUUCAAUGCUACAUUAUUGUUACUUUCUAUAUAAUUUCAUCGAAUUCCGUGUCUACGCAAGAUUUUUUUCAACUUCAACUAUCCCCAUCAACUCUCACAUCAAUUUCUUAUUUGGAAGGUGAGGUCUCAGUCUAUGAACAUAAACAAAAUCGUUCACGUUUGUUUAUUCCGCCGUUGGCUUUAUUAAAUCUUAACAAUACGAAAAUCUUGUAUCGGCAAUUGGAUAAACAAGAUUUAUUACGUGAGGUCUCAGUCUAUGAACAUAAACAAAAUCGUUCACGUUUGUUUAUUCCGCCGUUGGCUUUAUUAAAUCUUAACAAUACGAAAAUCUUGUAUCGGCAAUUGGAUAAACAAGAUUUAUUACGUAUAUCAUUAAUUCUCUCUACAAAUGAACUACGUCAAACAAUUUUACAAUAUCUAUCGUACACACAUCUUCGAUGCAACCGUUCGCAAGAGCUUUGCGAAGUUAAGAUGAUUCCCAUAGAACUUUUUCGCAUUGUAUGGUCUCGUCCGAAUCCCUUUUCGUCUGAUUAUUUGCUUGACUCAAGUUGGCAAUCAAACACGCAAAACAGUAACCACUACUGGGCAGCACGUAAUGAAAAUGCAAAUAUAUUGGACAUUGAAACAAUUGUCGUCGUCAACUGCUAA
This is a messenger RNA of Adineta ricciae, 654 nucleotides long. Lineage: Eukaryota; Metazoa; Rotifera; Eurotatoria; Adinetida; Adinetidae. The record is from the annotation of a GenBank genome assembly.